AAUGGUAGUAAAACGUCUGCUAGAACCAAAAACAAAAGGUGUGUUUGAAUUAGACACAUUUGCUUUCUUCUUAUGAAGUGAUUAAUGUUAGAAAAUGGUAUUUACCACAUUUUUCUUAACCUUACUCGUUAUAGGACUAGCCUCUAAAAUCAUUCGACAUUGGUCUAUAGAAAAAUCUCCAUCUUUGCACAAGAAAAAUGUCCUCCCUCCUGGUCCACCAAGGUGGCCUAUUGUUGGUAACCUUCUCCAAUUAGGACAACUCCCUCAUAGAGACUUUGCAUCUUUAUGUGAUAAAUACGGACCCUUGGUUUAUUUGAAAUUGGGAAAUAUUGAUGUUAUUACUACUAAUGAUCCUGAUAUUAUACGUGAAAUACUUGUUUCUCAAGAUGAUAUUUUUGCCUCUCGUCCGCGCACUCUUGCCGCAGUUCAUUUAGCAUAUGGAUGUGGUGAUGUUGCCUUGGCCCCUUUAGGGCCUCAUUGGAAACGUAUGAGAAGAAUUUGCAUGGAACAUUUACUAACUACAAAGAGGCUCGAAUCUUUCUCAAAACAUCGCCAAGAGGAAGCUCAACACCUUGUUAAAGAUGUUUGGUCCCAAACCCAAGCAGAAAAUCCUAUUAAUUUGAGGGAAGUUUUAGGUGCUUUCUCAAUGAACAAUGUUACUAGAAUGUUGUUAGGAAAAAAAUAUUUUGGUUCUAAAACUGCUGGCCCACAAGAAGCUAUGGAGUUCAUGCACAUAACUCAUGAAUUAUUUUGGCUAUUAGGUGUGAUAUAUUUAGGUGACUACUUACCAAUGUGGAGGUGGUUUGAUCCUCAUGGGUGUGAAAAGAAAAUGAGGGAAGUAGAAAAAAGAGUGGAUGAUUUUCACUCCAAAAUUAUUGAAGAACAUAGAAAGACAAUGAAAACUAAGAAAGGGAUAGGUGAAGGUGAUGAAGAACCUGAUUUUGUGGAUAUUUUACUGUCUUUGCCAGGUGAAGAUGGAAAAGAGCAUAUGGAUGAUGUUGAGAUAAAAGCUUUGAUUCAAGAUAUGAUAGCUGCAGCAACAGACACUUCAGCUGUUACUAACGAAUGGGCGAUGGCAGAGGUAAUCAAACAUCCUCGUGUCCUUAAAAAAAUUCAAGAAGAGCUUGAUGCAGUGGUUGGCCCCAAUAGAAUGGUGAUGGAAUCUGAUUUGUCAAAUCUUAACUAUCUACGAUGUGUUGUACGUGAAACUUUUCGCAUGCAUCCAGCAGGCCCAUUCCUCAUUCCACAUGAAUCUAUUCGACCUACUAUUAUCAAUGACUACUAUAUUCCUGCCAAGACACGUGUUUUCAUUAACACCCAUGGGUUGGGUAGAAACACCAAGAUUUGGGACAAAGUGGAUGAGUUUAUGCCCGAGAGACACUUUUCCACUAAUGGGAGUCGAGUUGAGAUUAGUCAUGGACUUGACUUCAAGAUAUUGCCUUUUAGCGCUGGAAAACGCAAGUGUCCAGGUGCCCCACUUGGAGUUACUUUGGUUUUAAUGGCUUUGGCUCGACUAUUUCAUUGCUUUGAUUGGACCCCACCUAAAGGUUUGAAUCAUCAAGAUAUUGAUACUCAAGAAGUUUAUGGAAUGACUAUGCCCAAGGUUCAUCCGCUGAUUGCUGUUGCUAAACCACGAUUGGAAAAACAUAUGUAUGAUUGAUUUA
Messenger RNA from Trifolium pratense (red clover), 1664 nucleotides. RefSeq names its product cytochrome P450 703A2. Gene Ontology annotation, molecular function: iron ion binding; monooxygenase activity; oxidoreductase activity, acting on paired donors, with incorporation or reduction of molecular oxygen. The record is from RefSeq and is a predicted model, not a curated record. NCBI's taxonomy places the organism in Eukaryota, Viridiplantae, Streptophyta, Magnoliopsida, Fabales, Fabaceae. Bases 95 to 1660 code for a protein of 521 amino acids. The transcript has 2 exons.